Messenger RNA from Austrofundulus limnaeus, 2215 nucleotides. It is a transcript of the gene uri1, whose product is annotated as URI1 prefoldin like chaperone. The coding region runs from base 307 to 1764 and encodes 485 amino acids. NCBI's taxonomy places the organism in Eukaryota, Metazoa, Chordata, Actinopteri, Cyprinodontiformes, Rivulidae. Gene Ontology annotation, biological process: negative regulation of phosphatase activity; negative regulation of transcription by RNA polymerase II. The transcript is spliced from 11 exons. The record is from RefSeq and is a predicted model, not a curated record. Gene Ontology annotation, molecular function: transcription corepressor activity; phosphatase inhibitor activity; chromatin binding.
GCUCAGUGUUCGGGGUGCAUGGCGCAGCUAAAGUGACGGGGAGAAUCAUUAGCUAACCUUCGGGGAUCUUGAAAACGGUGGAUAUUUUGUUUUCUGGGGAUCAUGCAGAAACCCUGAAAUGAGACCACCUCCGGACGUGUGGACCACCAUCAUCGCUUCAUUGAUGAAAACGUGCAGAACGGAUCCCAGGAACAGCUGCUGUUGUUGGAUUCAUAAACAUUUCUUUAGGACUCACAACAACCCCUGAGCUUUGUUUUGUGUGUCACGAAACGCUCAAAUUAGACCCGUUUUGCACGCGGUUCAAUAAUGGCUGAGGAAGGCACAGUGAAUUUAGGGAGGCUUCGAGAGGCACACCAAAAGGUGGUGACAGACUGCGAGAGUCGGAUUCAACACUGGAAAAAGGUGUCUGAUGACUACAAAGCCCUAAACGAUCGCCUGGAAACUCUUCCAGAUCAACUGUCUUAUGACAUCAUGGUGCCAUUCGGCCCUUUGGCCUUCAUGCCCGGGAAGCUGGUGCACACCAACGAGUUGACGGUGCUGCUGGGCGACAACUGGUUCGCUAAGUGCUCCGCCAAGCAGGCUCGAAACCUCAUCGAUCACAGGAUGAACUAUGUGAGGAAGGAAUUGGAUGAUCUGUCCAAGACCAUGACAAACUUCGAAGCGAGGGUUGGAUUCGCUAAGAGUUUGGAAACUCUGUCAGCUAGCAAAGGCGACUACGUCGACAUCAGAGAGGAGGUCGGAAACAAUGACUCGGCUGUCACAAAAGGAAAGCAAAGAAUGGCUCACAAACCGAACUCUAAGCCCAAGACUGAUGCAGUGUUUGAUCUUAAAGAGGAGGAUGAGGAGAAUGAUGAAGAGACCUCGGCCAGAAAAGGCCUCCUGUCUGAGAGCGACUUGUGGGCUAGGCUGGAUGAACUUGAGAGGCUGGAGGAGCUCCAGGAUGAGCGGGACAGAUUAUGUGAUGUCACAGAAAUGAACGCUGAGGACUCAUCCUCCUCUUCAUCGGAAGARGAAAAGGAGGCAGAUGUUGCCCCUCCGGUAAACGGCCUGAGUUUGAAGCCAAGCUGGAGCUCAGCUCCUCACAGCAAACAGCCACUCGCAGAGCGGAAAGAAGACGAGGAAGAUGAGGAGGAAGGCCACUGUUUGCCAACCAUUUUCUUUUCUCACACAGUCGAACCCAAGAAGGUGAGAAUAAACACGGGGAAAAACACAACGUUAAAGUUYAGUGAACGAAAAGAGCAGAAGGAGCAUUCCAAAAGGAAAAAGAAAAACGGACACAGUAACGGACACUCCCACCACGAACUUUUCAAAAUCACAACUCCGGCAGACAUUUACAGAUUAUUCGUGGACGUGAGGAACGGAGAGCCCGUCCCCAGGAAGUCCAUCUUGAAGUCGCGCAGUCGAGAGAACAGCGUGUGCAGCGACACGAGCGAGAGCAGCGCGGCCGACUUCGAGGAGCGCAGGGUGAUGGGGCGCAGCUUCAGCCACGACGAGACGCACAGCGACAACAGCGAUGGCAUCACAGAGGAGGACAGCCCCACUGCCGUACCGCUACUAAUGCCCAGCCGAUUUGAGGCGUUUUCAGGUACGGUGAUAGAAAAAGACCCGAUGCCCACAGCCGUCCCCCACCUGACCAUCAUCCCACCAGCUCUCCCAACCAUACUGGAGAGGAAGCAGGAGGAGGUGGCACCUGAUGUGGCACCGCCUCAGCAGGCGCCGAAAAGAGUGUCAAAGUUCAAAGCUGCCAGGCUGCAGCAAAAGUGACGUUUGAGAAGAAUUUUUUUUGUUUUCAACCGAUAAACUGAACAAAAAACAAGUCAUCCUUUUUUGGUUAUGCAUUUUUCCCUCAAAUUGAAAAAAAGUUAUUUUUUUUCUCAUUAUAAUAAAAGCAGCAUAUAAAUAGAUCAAACCUGUCAGUGGUUUGAAACAACCAGUUAGAUUUCCUCUUUAUCUACAUUAUAAAGUCAGUGGAAGAAAGUCUUCCUGUUUGCUCAUUAAGCUGUUUGUCAUACGUUUACUUUAGCUCCUCCUCUCUAAGUGGCAUGAGUUUGUAGGUUUUACCUCAAGUUUUUCUUUUUUUUUUUUUCCAGUCUGAAACGUCGUUUUGACUUUCUUAUCUUCUUACUGAAUGUAUGUAUUUUUCUGUGACAAGCUUUAUGUAAAGGAAAAAAAACUAUUAUUGAUAUAAACUACAAAUAAAAUGAAUUUAACCACA